Strongylus vulgaris is the source of this 279-nucleotide messenger RNA. Lineage: Eukaryota; Metazoa; Nematoda; Chromadorea; Rhabditida; Strongylidae. The record is from the annotation of a GenBank genome assembly.
AUGUAUACGGAAAUUGUACAUAUUAUUGACUAUUACUUCAACCAACUCGUAGCAAGUGCACGGCGAAGAAGUGAAACAAAAGCGCAGAAAGUAUUGGAUGUGAAGACGAGACCGCUACGAGACGUGAUGAGCUCGUCGGCGGUCAGUUCUGCUGAUUCGGGCAUCGAUGAUUUCCCCUUCAUCGACUAUGGGGAUGAUUCCACCCCAAUUAUAACGGCGAGACCAUUUGAAAGUUAUGGACCGAGAAAAAAGCCUUGGGGUGAGCAAGUUGGCUUUUGA